AUUCUCUCUAGAAGCUCUCUCAUCAUCACCAUCAUCACCAUCAUCAUCAUCCAUGGAAUUGAAUCAGUCUCGUUCAAAUCUAGCAUCUUUCUCCAUGUAAAAAUCAAAUCUUUUUUCACACACGCAGAAAAUUCCCUUCGAUAAAUGCUUCCAUUUCUGCGUGUGAAUCAACAAUGCCGACCGUCACAGUCAAAUUGUACAGCGUCCUCUUCAAAUUCUUCCUCAAACGCAAGCUCCUCACCUUGAUCGACGCCGCAAUUGACCCCUACGGGAUCGCAAUCCGCCCCGAUGAAGCCGUGGCUGCCGCCAACCCCAGCUUCUCCGACGACGGCGUCGCCACCAAGGACCUCCACAUCGACCCCUUAACCCCUCUCUCGCUGCGAAUUUUCCUCCCGGACUCCGCCGUCGUUUCCCCCAAAUCGGUCCCCAACCUUAGGGUUAGGGUUCCGAAGGGGGUUUACGGCGGGUAUCUGCCGGAGAGCAGCGGGCGGAAUUGCCGGAAGCUGCCGGUUAUUCUGCAAUUCCACGGCGGGGGGUGGGUUAGCGGGGGGAGCGACACGGUGGCGAACGAUGUGUUUUGCAGGAGGGUGGCGAGAUCGUGCGACGCGGUGGUGGUGGCGGUGGGGUAUAGGCUGGCGCCGGAGAGUCGGUAUCCGGCGCCGUUCGAGGAUGGUGUGAAGGUGUUGAAUUGGCUGGCGAAGCAGGCGAAUUUGGCGGAGUGGGGGCGGUCGUUGGGGAAUAGGAGUGGUGGAGGAGAUGGGAGGAGGUUGCAGAUUGCUGAUGGAUUUGGGGCUUCCAUGGCUGAGCCGUGGUUGGCUGCUCAUGCUGAUUUAUCUAGGUGUGUUGUUCUUGGAGCGAGCUGCGGUGCGAACAUUGCCAACUACGUCGCGCAAUAUUCCGCCAAGGCAGGAAAGCUUCUCGACCCGAUAAGAGUGGUGGCUCAAGUUCUGAUGUACCCUUUCUUCCUCGGAAGCAUCCCCACUCCAUCAGAGAUCAGACUGUCGUCUCAUUCAUACCUCUACGACAAAUCCAUGGCCUUGCUCGCGUGGAAGCUGUUUCUACCAGAGGGCGAGUUCAGCCUGGACCAUCCCGCAGCCAACCCUCUCAACCACGCUCGGGAAGUGGCCCUCAAGUACAUGCCACCGACUCUGACCAUCACUGGCGAGCAUGAUUGGAUGCGCGACCGUGCCAUUUCCUAUGCAGACGAGCUUCGGAAGGUCAAGAUAGACGCCCCUGUUCUCGACUACAAGGACUCGAUCCAUGAGUUUGCAACGCUAGAUGCGCUGCUCAAGACCCCACAGGCUCAGGCUUGCUGCGAGGACAUUGCUAUAUGGAUGAAGAAGUAUAUAUCUCUGAGAGGCAACGAGCUGUCUUACUAGCAAGAUUUAGAUGGAACUGAGGCCACACGAUUUGAAGUGAUUUUGUGGUGGGGAAUGAAUCAAUGGUGCUGGUUGAUUGUAUGAUCGAUAGGCUGAGAGCUGCUAUACAUUUUUGUACAGGUUUGAGUAGUGAGGUUUGUGGUUUCUUUCCUUGUAGUAGUAAUAAUCUUUCUUGUGCAAUAGUUAUUCCAGUGUACAUUAGUUUUGGAUGGAUAAAUUAUUUUAUUAUUAUUUUUACAUUAAAAUC
Messenger RNA from Salvia hispanica, 1626 nucleotides. RefSeq names its product putative carboxylesterase 16. Gene Ontology annotation, molecular function: hydrolase activity. NCBI's taxonomy places the organism in Eukaryota, Viridiplantae, Streptophyta, Magnoliopsida, Lamiales, Lamiaceae. The record is from RefSeq and is a predicted model, not a curated record.